Messenger RNA from Dictyostelium discoideum AX4, 324 nucleotides. Its product is annotated as FKBP-type peptidylprolyl cis-trans isomerase. Lineage: Eukaryota; Evosea; Eumycetozoa; Dictyosteliales; Dictyosteliaceae. The transcript is spliced from 5 exons. The coding region runs from base 1 to 324 and encodes 107 amino acids. The record is from RefSeq and is a predicted model, not a curated record.
AUGGGUGUUGAAAUCACAAUUAUUAAAGAAGGUAAAGGUAAUAUUCCACCAGUUGGUUCAAAUGUAACUGUACAUCAUGCAGGUACUUUAACUAAUGGUACCGUUUUUGAUUCAUCAAGAAAGAGAGGCCAACCAUUUAAUUUUAAACUUGGGGCUGGUCAAGUCAUCAAAGGUUGGGAUGAAGGUGUUGCUAAAAUGAAAGUUGGUGAAACCUCAAAAUUAACCAUUAGCCCAGAUUUUGGAUAUGGUGCUAGAGGUGCUGGUGGUGUUAUUCCACCAAAUGCAACACUUGUCUUUGAAGUAGAAUUAAUCACAUUUAAAUAA